CAAUUGAAAAGGAGGGGCCAGUAGCCGCGGACCUCGCCAAGACAAUGCAAACUCCAGUGACCAUUCCUGUGCCUGUGCUCCGGCUGCCCCGGGGCCCUGAUGGCUUCAGCCGUGGCUUUGCCCCUGAUGGACGCAGAGCCCCCCUGAGGCCAGAGGUUCCUGAAAUCCAGGAGCGUCCCAUAGCUCAAGAAUCCCCGGAAUUCCAGGAGCAGCGGGCCCGAGCCGCCCUUCGGGAGCGUUACCUCCGCAGCCUGCUGGCCAUGGUGGGUCGUCAGGUGAGCUUCACGUUGCACGAGGGUGUGCGUGUGGCCGCCCACUUCGGAGCCACCGACCUGGAUGUGGCCAACUUCUACGUGUCACAGCUGCAAACUCCCAUAGGUGUGCAAGCAGAGGCGCUGCUCCGAUGCAGUGACAUUAUUUCAUAUACCUUCAAGCCAUAGAGACAUUGUGUUCACUUUUCUGCUUGAGGCUGAGCCACUGUAUCCCAGGCCUCCCAAUGUUCCCGAGCCAGGAACUCUGGGCCGCAUGGAGUUAUGAGCUCCCUUGGAAUUUUCAGCCAAGCUUUAAGCAAGUCUGGACUCCUGAGACCUCCUGGGUCUAGUCAGUAAAAUUCUGCAACUCUAGGAAUUCUAAGAUCCCACUGGAAGGAGUGCUCUACCUCACAGAACUCUGAACCCUACAGAAAGAUGGGCCUGCUGCCAUUUCUUGAAGACCAGGGCAUCGGGGUGGGGUGAUAAAGGAGACAACUUGCACAGGGGGACGUUAUUAAAGAGGCUGCAAAGUUCAGCCACCCUGAAGAUACUCCCCAGUGCUCCCCUCCUGCUAAAGAACCAGUUACCCCAGGAAAAAAAAAAAAAAAAAAAAAAAAA
Messenger RNA from Chlorocebus sabaeus (green monkey), 869 nucleotides. The record is from RefSeq and is a predicted model, not a curated record. Lineage: Eukaryota; Metazoa; Chordata; Mammalia; Primates; Cercopithecidae.